GUGGAGUCAGCACAGUAACAACGAAGCACGACGGCACCAACGCAUUUGCUGCUACCAAUAAGGCGCUCCUACGGGCAGUUGCCUUCAAGAACGCCCACGAGCGCGACCAGCGCUUCGCGAUGGCGGCCAUCGACCACUCCACAUUCAGCCUCGACACCGCAGACGGACAAACCGAGGCUGAGAGCACCACAGGCGCCCAAAUGGGCUUUACACUCUGCCCCAAGCAAUUCAACGACGCUUACAACAUCUACGUGGGCCAGUGGUGGGUUACCGAAAGAAGCGACCCCAACCAAUUGCUACACGACACUUACGACCCAAUAAGCGGAAAAACUCACGGCAUCGGCCUAAAUGCGUUCAUGGGCGGCAUUACUCACGUGCAG
This is a messenger RNA of Prorocentrum cordatum, 380 nucleotides long. The record is from the annotation of a GenBank genome assembly. Lineage: Eukaryota; Dinophyceae; Prorocentrales; Prorocentraceae.